Molecule: messenger RNA, 993 nt
Organism: Brassica napus (rape)
Lineage: Eukaryota; Viridiplantae; Streptophyta; Magnoliopsida; Brassicales; Brassicaceae
Exons: 5
Coding region: 1-993 (330 amino acids)
Cellular component (GO): nuclear pore
Source: RefSeq, a predicted model, not a curated record
AUGACGCCGUAUAUGCAAUCAUCAGCGGUUAAAGGAUCGAUCUCAAGGAAAGUUUCAGGGAAAAGAAGGUUAGGCCAUAAAAACCAGGGACUAUAUGCUAUAGAUCUAUGGAAGAAUGCUUUUAAAGCUGCUUGUGAAAGACUUUGCCCACUAAGAGGUUUAAGAAAAGAGUGUGGUUGUCUACCCAUGCUUGCUAAACUGGUUAUGGAACAAUUAAUUAGUAGACUUGAUGUAGCAAUGUUCAACGCGAUACUUCGUGAGUCAGCAGGUGAAAUGCCGACAGAUCCUGUCUCUGAUCCGAUCAGUGACAUUAAUGUUCUUCCAAUUCCAGCAGGAAAAGCAAGUUUUGGGGCAGGCGCUCAGCUAAAAAAUGCGAUUGGAACUUGGUCAAGAUGGCUUGAGGAUCAAUUCGAGCAAAAGGAAGACAAAUCUGAUAGCUAUAAUAAGAAGUCAGAUUGUGAAAAUUUCAGAUUAUUCCAUCUACUCAACUCGUUAGGCGAUCUAAUGAUGCUUCCAUUCAAAAUGCUUGCAGAAAAAUCCACUAGAAGAGAGGUUUGUCCAACACUUGGUCCACCAAUAGUAAAGAGAUAUCUUCGAAACUUUGUUCCAGAUGAGUUUAACCCUCACAGAAUCCCUAAAAGGCUAUUUGAUAUUCUAAAUUCCGAGGGGUUAACAGAGGAAGACAAUGGAUGCAUCAUAGUCUUCCCUUGCGCUGCAUCACCCACAGUAUACUUAAUGCCGUCUACAGAAUCCAUAAGACGCUUCAUAGAAGAGUUGAACAAUCCUUCUUUAUCUGAAACUGGAUCAUCGGUAUAUAAGAAACAAUACACAAGUGAUGAUGAGUUGGAUGACUUGGAUACAUCCAUUAACUCUAUAAUCUCUGCUCCUGGAACAACUAGUUCAUCAGAGUGGAUGCCAAAAGGAUAUGGAAGCAGGAAGACUGUAAGAUAUCAGCUCCUUAGAGAAAUAUGGAAAGAAGAUGGAUUACAAUGA